Molecule: messenger RNA, 4803 nt
Organism: Etheostoma cragini (Arkansas darter)
Lineage: Eukaryota; Metazoa; Chordata; Actinopteri; Perciformes; Percidae
Gene: kitb
Product: KIT proto-oncogene, receptor tyrosine kinase b
Exons: 21
Coding region: 185-3055 (956 amino acids)
Biological process (GO): Fc receptor signaling pathway; multicellular organism development; positive regulation of cell migration
Cellular component (GO): signaling receptor complex
Molecular function (GO): ATP binding; transmembrane receptor protein tyrosine kinase activity; cytokine binding
Source: RefSeq, a predicted model, not a curated record
CAGGGGCAGUCCACACUUCUACAGUAAAAGAAAGUGUCUACCGGAUCAUUGUGUCUGUGCGCCCGUAAGCUACUGUGGAGAGACCUGCUCGGGGUUGUGGAUCGGAUCUGGUGUUUUUACAGGAUGGUUAUUCCUGCACUUGAAACGCAUGGAGUAGAGUAAAAAGCUUCAAAUCCGCAUAAUCAUGAGAGGCCACUGGGUUGUUUUUGUCUCACAUUUUGUUUUGCUGCCACUAACAGUUUGGUGCCAGCCAGUCAUCUCCCCCAACGGGCCUUACACAGUAGUUCCCAAGAGGGGAAAGCUGGAGCUGCAUUGCCGGGACAAUGCCACAACGUCAGGUGCCCCGUCCAAGUUGAGGUGGCAGAGGGAGAGGCCUCGCAGGCUGGAGGGAGAGGUGGAGGAGGGUGGAGUGGCUUAUGUCAAGGUGUCAGCAGCACAGGCCUACCACAUGGGUCGUUACGUGUGUGUCAACAACAGCACACUGGAACACAGCUCCAUCUAUGUAUAUGUGAAAGACCCCCAGAAUGUCUUCCAGCGCACCAUGGUGAACAACAUCUUGGUGCGUUCAGGUGAGAACUGCACCAUCCCCUGUCUUGUGACUGACCCCAAUGUCACCCUCGUGGCAUUGGAGCGCUGCAAUGGACAACCUUUGCCGGCCAGCAUGAGUUACCGCAGCAACCUCCAGCAAGGUGUCAUCAUCAGCAAUAUGAGAAAGGAAUAUGAUGGCUGUUUCGUAUGUGUGGGACAGCUUGCUGGAGUCAAAGUGACGUCGAACCAAUACACUGUGGAUGUACGACUUGUGCCAGAGGUACCUCCAGUGAUCACACUGUCCCAGAGAGACCCUGUUAUUCUGAGGAAAGGAGAGCCGUUUGAGAUUACCUGCAGCUCCGUCAACGUCAACCCGGAUUUAAGUGUCAAGUGGAAUUUCCCUUCAACAGCGCGUCCCGAAAAAUCCCACAACUCCCGCAUCCUGUCCGGUGGCCGUGGUUACCAGCGUGCCACCUCACUCUUGAUCACAGCUGUCAACCAAUCAGACUCAGGCACUUACCGCUGCCACGCACAGAACGAGAGAGGCACCAGUGCCACAGCACUGCAGCUUGAUGUCCGAGAUCAGGGGUUCAUCACCAUUUUAGGACCCCCAGGUCCAGUCCAGGCUGACGUUAAAGAGGGGGAGAGCCUGACCCUCAGAGUCGAACUCGAUGCCUAUCCUGCACCCAGCUCCCUGUCCUGGUCUUACAAUGGCAUACAGAUCCUCAACACCACAGAGCACGUUAUCACCAUCCACCGCCGCAAAUACAGAACCAUCAGCAAGCUCAGACUGGUGAGGGUCCUCGGCUCGGAAGGUGGGAUCUACAAGUUCUCAGCCAGCAACGAGGAUGCAUCUGAGGAUUAUUCAUUUCACGUGUACGUCAUCAGCAAGCCGGUUAUCAUCGCCCAGGAAGGCCCUGUUGAUGGACAGGUGCAGUGCAUUGCUGCUGGUUACCCAGUCCCUAAAAUAAGCUGGUACUUCUGUGAGCUGCCCCACACAAGGUGCUCACACCUGCCCAACACCACCCAAUGGGAGACUACGGAUGUUGCCAUGGUGAAAGAGUCUACCUUUGGUAGGACUGAGGUAGUGAGCCGACUAAAUGUGAGCAAGGAGCAUGCACACUUUCACACCCUGGAGUGUGUAGCGAGUACGGAGGGGGAAGAGGCCUAUACGCUGUUCUUCAUUAGUGAACGCAUCGUCCCCCAUAGACUCUUCACUCCUCUACUCACUGGCAUGGUUUCCACUGGCGCCUUCCUCUGCCUCACUCUUGUGGUGCUGCUCUAUAAAUACAUGCAGAAACCAAAGUUCCAAAUCCAGUGGAAGGUCAUUGAGAGCAUCCAUGGCAACAACUACAUAUAUAUUGACCCUACCCAGCUACCAUAUGACUCCAAAUGGGAGUUUCCUCGACAGAAACUACGUUUCGGUAAAACAUUGGGCUCUGGGGCUUUUGGAAAGGUAGUUAGGGCCACAGCAUAUGGACUCUGCUCCGCAGAUACCAUUACAACCGUUGCUGUCAAAAUGCUCAAACCCAAUGCUCAUGCUACGGAGAAGGAGGCACUGAUGUCAGAGCUGAAGGUGCUCAGUUACCUUGGAAACCACGUGAACAUUGUUAACCUACUGGGGGCCUGCACUGUCGGAGGCCCAAUUUUGGUGAUCACAGAGUACUGUUGCUAUGGCGACCUCCUCAACUUCCUGCGGAAAAAAAGAGAGCCCUUUUUAAACUCCCAAGUUGGUGAUGGUUGCCAUCGCAACGUCUUUAACCAAACGGAGCCUACAACAAGCGGAGAAGUGACUAGUCCAGGGUAUGUGCCCAUGCUUCCCUCUGAGAAAGAAAAGUCUUCCCAGUCAGUUGAUGUAGAGGAGCUGUCUCUGGACCCCGAAGAUCUCCUCAGCUUUUCCUAUCAGGUGGCCAAAGGAAUGGAAUACAUUACUUCCAAGAACUGUAUCCACAGGGAUCUUGCAGCCAGAAACAUUCUGCUGACUCACGGCAGGGUGGCGAAGAUCUGUGACUUUGGGUUGGCACGAGACAUCACGACUGACGCCAGCUACGUGCUCCGGGGCAACGCUCGUCUGCCAGUCAAGUGGAUGUCUCCCGAGAGCAUUUUCGACUGUGUCUACACCUUUGAGAGUGACGUGUGGUCCUACGGCAUCCUGCUCUGGGAAAUCUUCUCUCUGGGUAACAGCCCUUAUCCUGGGAUGCAGGUGGGCUCAGUAUUUUACAGGAUGAUUCAAGAUGGCCACAGGAUGAGCAGGCCCGAGUUUGCUCCUAUUGAGAUAUAUGACAUGAUGUUGUCUUGUUGGAACCAAGACCCUUUGAAAAGGCCUUCCUUCAGGAAACUGGUGGAGAGGACUGAGCUAAUGCUGUCAGAAAAUACUAGGAAUGUGUACCUGACACUGAGCAACGCUCCAGGUCAUCCAGAGCAGCAGAGGACGCCAUCACGGAGGCUCAGCUCAGACUGCAGCACGACAGCCCCCACCCAGCCUUUACUGCAAAGCACGGCUGACGUCUUCCUGGACUAUGUCUGAGACACACACACACACACAAACACACACACACACACACACACGCACGCAUAUGCACAUAUCAUUCUUCGCACACACUACAAGAGCCAAACACACUCUUUAGAUUACUAACAACAAAUUCACUUAAACUAACGCUCAAACGUUGGCCUUCCUGCAUCACUCACACACACACACACACACACACACACACACACACACACACACACACACACACACACACACACACACACACACACACACACACACACACACACACACACAUUCUGUAUAUAUACGCCUCUACGCUGGGCUCUAAGUAUUGGCCUCUAUCUCAUCUCCCUAUUGGCUUAUUGAUGUCUGCGGUAGGUAUUUAAGGUGUACGUCUAUAUAAAGCAGACUCUAGCACUAACCGCCCAUCAGAUACAACAUCCCCCAUCAGCCCCGGGAGGAGUUUUGGCUCACAUUCAGCCUUAGCUUGCAUUUUAAGAUGCUUUGGGGAAAACAGAGACCUUUAACUGAGGAAUAGAUAAGCACAGUAUGUGCUGUGAUGUGUGGAUUUUUUGUGUCAGAUCUUUGUUUGUUUAUUAGGAAUAUUUUUGCCUUUUUGGAAAUUUAAAUAAAUACCAUUUUCUUGCAAGUAGUAAGAUGAGAAGAUUGAUUAUACAGUAUAGGUGCAUUAAGGAUGGAGGUAAAGCAAGCCACUUAGCUUAGCAUUAAGGCUGGAAACAGGGGCAAACAGCUAACCUGGCUUUGUCCACUAGUGAUACAUUCUGUCUACCAGCAGUUUACAAACGACCACAUUAUAUUGCUUUAGUUUAAUUCUUGCAAAAAAUACAAUUUGUGGAUUCAAUGGGGAGUGUGUGGGAGUAUUUUAUUUAUUUAUUUUAUUUGCCUAGGAGCUGUGAUUUCCAGGAGUCUCUGCGGGUUACCCAACAACCUUACAACCCAACAAUUUGAAGUGAACUUGUUUUGCCUUUUUUCUCUUAUUUUUGCGAAUUAAAACAAGUUUGCACGUCUUGUUCUUCUACAUGUACAAUAAGUCUUGAUCGAGCCAGGCUAGCGAUUUCCCCCUCUUUCCAGUCUUUAUGCUCACCCACGCCAACUGGUUACUGUCUGCUAGCUGAACCUUCAUACUGAAUGAACAGUCAUUCUUCUCAUCUAACUCUCGGCAAGAAAGCAAAUAAGUGUAUUCCCAAAACUAUUCAAAAAGUUAAUUUACUGCAAGAGUCACUAGAUUAACAAAUACUGAGUUUUUGUCAGCAAGCCUACAUUAAAACUGGUGUCACUGUAAUAGGGUUUACAAAAAAAUGUCUUCUGAUAAAAGACCUUAAGUCUCUUUUAAAUUAUGACAAAUAGGCCACAUAGCAAGGAGGCAUGCAAGUGAUAACUCCUAAUAAAACAUAAAGCCAUAAGUUACAGAAACACUGAUUCCCACCUGUGCGUUGAAGCUUUCAAUACUGUGACUUAUGAAAGACUAACUGGAGUAUUGCUGUACGUGUUUUAGGCUUAGCUUAAGCUUAGACCGUGGCCAAGCCUUUAGGACUGAUUGUGUUUUUUUUACUUGAUUUAUGUCAAAAAUGUAUGCAAUGUAAAUACAAUAGAGAUGUGCCUUUAGAUUUCUUUUUUUUUAUUCCGAAUGCAUUUGAUUGUGACAUAGUUAUUGAUGAUAGUCAGAAGAAAGUUUCUGUAUGCUAGUUUUGAGAAUCAUGCCGUUUUGAUACAGUUGGUUGCCUUGUAAUAAUAAAGAAAGUACCUGUGAUGGUUAAACCAAC